This is a messenger RNA of Oryzias melastigma (Indian medaka), 1991 nucleotides long. RefSeq names its product BR serine/threonine kinase 2a (gene brsk2a). Gene Ontology annotation, biological process: intracellular signal transduction; microtubule cytoskeleton organization; protein phosphorylation. NCBI's taxonomy places the organism in Eukaryota, Metazoa, Chordata, Actinopteri, Beloniformes, Adrianichthyidae. The record is from RefSeq and is a predicted model, not a curated record. Gene Ontology annotation, cellular component: cytoplasm. Gene Ontology annotation, molecular function: tau-protein kinase activity; ATP binding; protein serine/threonine kinase activity.
CACAGGCGCGCGGCGCCAGCGCAGUUUCAUCCUCGGAGCUGCUGCGCGUGUGCGGCUAAAGGAGGACCGGAGGAGCCGCGAGCCCCAUCCGCUGCAGCCGCGAGGCUCGAACGCGCGGAGGUAACGGACAGGCGGCGGCUCGUGGACGCACCUGAACGGAGUGAGAUAUGUCAUCGACCGGUAAAGAGAGCGGGGGCUCGUACGUGGGACCGUACCGGCUGGAGAAGACACUGGGGAAGGGACAGACAGGAUUGGUCAAGCUUGGCGUCCACUGUGUAACCUGUCAGAAAGUGGCCAUAAAGAUUGUCAACCGGGAGAAGCUCAGCGAGACCGUCCUGAUGAAGAUCGCCAUCCUGAAACUCAUCGAGCACCCGCACGUUCUGAAGCUGCACGACGUCUAUGAAAACAAAAAGUACCUGUACCUGGUGCUGGAACACGUCUCUGGGGGCGAACUGUUCGACUACCUGGUGAAGAAAGGACGGCUAACGCCAAAAGAGGCCAGAAAAUUCUUCAGGCAAAUAAUGUCGGCCUUGGACUUCUGCCACAGUCAUUCCAUAUGCCACAGAGAUCUGAAGCCUGAGAACCUGCUGCUGGACGAGAAGAACAACAUCCGGAUCGCAGACUUCGGCAUGGCCUCUCUUCAGGUCGGAGACAGUCUGCUGGAAACCAGCUGCGGGUCUCCUCACUACGCAUGUCCGGAGGUCAUCAGGGGAGAGAAGUACGACGGGCGGAAAGCCGACGUCUGGAGCUGCGGGGUCAUUCUUUUCGCUCUUUUGGUGGGCGCCCUUCCCUUUGAUGACGAUAACCUGAGGAACCUUCUGGAGAAGGUGAAGCUGGGAGUGUUCCACAUGCCACACUUCAUCCCUCCGGACUGUCAGAACCUUCUUCGUGGCAUGAUUGAAGUGGAUUCGUCCAAAAGAUUAACGUUGGACCAGAUCCAGAAGCACUCCUGGUUCCUAGGCGGGAAAAACGAACCGGAGCCGGAACAACCGGUUCCCAGAAAGGUCAGCAUCCGCAGCCUCCCGUCCGCUGAAGACAUCGACCCAGACGUCCUGGACAGCAUGCACUCGCUGGGAUGCUUCAGGGACAAGAACAAACUGCUGAAAGACCUGCUGACCGAGUCCGAGAACCAAGAGAAGAUGAUCUACUUCCUGUUACUGGACCGCAAGGAGAGGUACCCCAGUCAGGAGGACCAGAACCUACCCCCCCGCAAUGACAUCGAUCCUCCAAAGAAGCGAGUGGACUCCCCCAUGCUGAACCGACACGGGAAGAGGAGACCGGAGAGGAAGUCCAUGGAAGUCCUGAGCGUCACGGACGGCGGCUCACCUGUACCUGCCAUGAGGGCAAUCGACAUGUCGCAGCACGGACAGAGGUCGCGGUCCAUAAGUGGCGCUUCUUCUGGCGUCCCCACCAGCCCCCUCAGCAGCCCCCGGGUAAAAGCCCCCUCCCCACCCCAAAGGGCACUCCGGUGCACACCCCCAAGGACAGCCCAGCGGGGACCCCGACUCCGACCCCGCCCCCGAGCCCCUCCAUUGGAGGCCUGCCCUGGAGGACUCGGCUGAACUCCAUCAGGAACAGCUUUCUGGGCUCGCCACGCUUCCAUCGCAGGAAACUGCAAGUUCCCACUCAGGAGGAGAUGUCCAGCCUGACUCCAGAGUCUUCCCCAGAACUCGCCAAAAAAUCCUGGUUUGGUAACUUCAUCAGCCUAGAGAAAGAGGAGCAGAUCUUCAUCGUGAUCAGAGACAAGCCUCUGAGCUCCAUCAAAGCCGACGUCGUUCAAGCCUUUCUAUCGAUCCCCAGCCUGAGCCACAGUGUCAUCUCUCAGACCAGUUUCCGAGCGGAGUACAAGUCCACAGCCAGUCCCACAGUCUUCCAGAAGCCGGUCAAGUUCCAGGUGGACAUCACCUACACGGAGAGCUCCGCCGCCACCAAAGAGAACGGCAUCUACUCCGUCACCUUCACUCUGCUCUCAGCACACACACACACACACA